CCCUGCAUCCCCAAGGCAAGAAUCAUCACCCUCUCCCCAGCCCUCCAUCCACCCUGCUCCCCGCCCGCCUGCAACGCAACGCUCCUCGCGCCGGGCUGCGCUCUGAUCAGCCGAGCAUUCACCGCGCCUCCAAAUUGGUUUGUCAUUUCUGACCCCUCUCUCUCUCUGCGCCGACCACGGUCCUCUGCUCCACUGCGCUCUGCGCCCGUGGACUUCAGCAGAAGUCACUAAGAACAUAAAGGCAGCCGAGAAAGAUAAAAAGAGAGAGGGAGGGAGGGAGGAAGGGAUACAGACAGACGGAUAGAGAGAGGGAGAGACAGAGAUACGCCUCUGUCCUCCUCCGGCGCUCCGCUGGACUCAGUGCGUUUGGACGGACUGACGGACGUGAUACCUCCUACUGUGCGAGCUCUGAUCGGGAUACUAAGCACGCAGCUAUUGGUUUGUUACACCCUCGGCUUCUUUAUUUCGAUACCCUCUUUCAGGAACACUUGCCAAUGUCGUUCUGCAGCCGCGAGAAUUAACUAGAGCCGGAGUCGAGGCACAAACCAACCACUGAAAUUUAUCGACUAGGAAGAUACGUUUGUACACAAGAAUUGCGUUCUGGUGACUGUAUAGAGCAAAGAAGGAGAAGAAGGAGAAAGGUUAUUCCCGACUCUUCUCUGCGCUGGAUGUGUAAGCUAUACAUGCGCCUAUACUGCUGCGACUGGCGAUAAGAACUGGAACAUCCGGCUGGCACUGAGAUGUGAUUCUCACCAGUUUCAUUUCACUUUGACAAAGCAAAGUACACCAGUAACAGGUCUGUAUGGUGACAGGAAGACUGAGCUGUGACAUAUAAACAGCUCGCCACAAGACCGUCUGGGCUCAGCAGGAAGUACCUCCAUAUCUACUUCCAGGUCAUCCUCAGACGUCAUGUGGACCAGAUGCCUGCUCUUGAUCUCAACCUUCUUUUCCCCCAUAGCCAUUGUUUAUGGCCGUGCCCCCAUCCCCAUGGCAGUAGUCCGCAGGGAGCUGUCCUGUGAGUCCUACCCCAUUGAGUUACGCUGCCCAGGCACAGAUGUCAUCAUGAUUGAAAGUGCCAACUACGGCCGCACUGAUGACAAGAUCUGCGACUCGGACCCCGUCCAGAUGGAAAACACGCGGUGCUACCUGCCUGAUGCAUACAAGAUCAUGUCACUCAGAUGCAACAACCGUACGCAGUGUGCUGUGGUGGCCGGCCCCGACGUCUUUCCCGAUCCCUGCCCCGGCACAUACAAAUACCUCGAAGUCCAGUAUGAGUGUGUUCCUUACAAAGUAGAACAAAAAGUGUUUCUGUGCCCCGGCAUUCUUCGGGGAGUUUACCAAAGCGAACAUCUCUUUGAAUCAGACCAUCAGUCUGGUGCUUGGUGCAAAGACCCGCUGCAGGCCUCUGACAAGAUCUACUACAUGCCCUGGACACCAUACCGCACGGACACGCUGACUGAGUAUUCAUCGAAGGAGGACUUCAUCGCAGGCCGUCCCACCACCACAUACAAACCGCAUCGCGUGGACGGCACUGGCUUUGUCGUCUAUGACGGUGCGCUGUUCUUCAACAAGGAGCGGACCCGCAACAUCGUAAAGUUUGACUUGCGCACGCGCAUCAAGAGCGGUGAGGCGAUUAUUGCCAACGCCAACUACCACGACACGUCGCCCUACCGCUGGGGGGGCAAGUCGGACAUUGACCUGGCGGUGGAUGAGAACGGUCUGUGGGUGAUCUACGCAACGGAGCAGAACAAUGGGCGCAUCGUGGUGAGCCAGCUCAAUCCCUACACCCUGCGCAUCGAAGGCUCCUGGGACACGAGCUACGACAAGCGCUCUGCCUCCAAUGCGUUCAUGAUCUGCGGAGUCCUUUAUGUUGUCAAAACCGUCUAUGAAGAUGAUGACAACGAAGGCACGGGGAACAAGAUUGACUACAUGUACAACACUGAUAAGGGGAAAGAAAUGACGGUUAACAUACCCUUCCCUAAUUCCUACCAGUACAUAGCUGCAGUGGAUUACAACCCUAGAGACAACCUGCUGUAUGUGUGGAAUAACUACCACGUGGUCAAGUACUCGCUCGACUUCGGCAACAAUGACUUUCGCCCACCUCCCAUAAUCCCCCCAAACCGAGGAGGGGGACCAAUUGGUGGGGGAGGUUCCUCUUCAUCUACCAGCCGUGCCGCCACCACCACACGGUCUCCCCCCUCCUACACCACUCCAAGGCCUCUACUGACUACAUCCCCUGGUCAGCGGUAUCGAACAACCACCACUGUCCGCCAGCCCAUUCUGGUUCCUCCUGGAGGUUCAUCGUCUGACAGCAAUCAGAUUCCUGACACCAAUCAGAAAGUUGGGGGUCGAUCCCCUCCAGUGCAAGUCCCUCCAGCACCCCCACAGCCCCCAAUCCUCCCUCCUCAAGACUUCUGUAAUCCAGUAGUGACAGCCGACAUAUCGUGGCCUCGCACACAGCAGGGCCAGACGGCCAAACAGCCGUGCCCUGUAGGGACACUGGGCGUGGCUACAUACAUGUGCGUAGCUCAUUUGGGCCACUGGGAUACCCAAGGCCCUGACCUCAGCAAUUGCACGUCACCUUGGGUCAACCACAUCAUGCAGAAACUUCGGUCGGGCGAGACGGCAGCAAUUGUAGCCAGGGAACUGGCAGAGCAGACCAAAGGACUUCUGCAUCCUGGCGAUGUGCCAUCUACAGUGCGGGCCAUGGUCCAACUAGUCGAACUGCUGGACGUCCAACUCAGAAAUCUCACCCCUGGGGGCAAGGACAGUGCUGCCCGCAGCCUCACCAAGGCCAUGGUGGAGACCGUGAAUAAUUUGUUGCAUCCAAAAGCUGAGAAAGCGUGGCGAGAACUGCCCACCAGUGAGCAGCUUCAUUCGGCUACCCUGCUCCUCGACACCGUGGAGACCGGGGCUUUUAUGUUGGCUGACAACCUCCUGAAGACUGACACUGUGCAGGAGACUAAUGACUACAUCCUGCUGGAAGUAGCCAGGCUGAGCACGGAUGGGAACCUCGCAGACCUGACAUUCCCUCAGUCGGAACAACACGGAAACUCCAUCCAGCUGUCAGCCAGCACUCUGAAACAGCAUGGCAGAAAUGGUGAGAUCAGGAUGGUGUUUGUCAUGUACAAGAACUUGGGCUCCUACCUCUCCACGGAGAACGCCAGCGUCAGACUGAGCAGCGAUGCCAUCUAUCCUAAUUACUCUGUUAUCGUCAACUCCCCGGUCAUCACCGCAUCCAUUAACAAGGACAGCAAUAAGGUUUACCUGUCAGAGCCUGUGGUCUUCACUGUCAAACAUCUACAGCAUUCAGAAAAGAAUUUCAAUCCCAACUGUUCAUUCUGGAGCUACUCCAAGCGCACCAUGACGGGAUUCUGGUCUACGCAGGACUGUCGUCUGCUGGCCACCAAUCGUACACACACCAGCUGCUCCUGCACCCACCUUACCAGCUUUGCAGUGCUCAUGGCCCACGUGGAGGUCAAGAAAACAGACAGCAUGCACGACGUGCUCCUGGAUGUCAUCACGUGGGUGGGCAUCCUGUUGUCACUGGUUUGCCUGCUUAUCUGCAUCUUCACCUUCUGCUUCUUCAGAGGGCUUCAGAGCGAUCGCAACACCAUUCACAAGAACCUCUGCAUCAGCCUCUUCAUCGCUGAGUCUCUGUUUCUGUAUGGGAUCAACAAGGCCGACCAGCCGAUUGUCUGCGCAGUCUUUGCGGCCCUGCUCCAUUUCUUCUUCUUGGCAGCGUUCACCUGGAUGUUCCUGGAAGGGGUACAGCUCUACAUCAUGCUGGUAGAGGUGUUUGAGAGCGAACACUCCAGGACUAAGUACUUCUACCUGGCAGGAUAUGGAGUACCUGCUGUCAUAGUGGCCGUCUCCGCUGCUGUGGACUAUAGGAGCUACGGCACCGACCGAGUGUGCUGGCUGCGAUUGGAUACUUACUUUAUCUGGAGCUUCAUAGGCCCUGCUACACUCAUCAUUAUGCUGAAUGUAAUCUUCCUCGGCAUCGCUCUUUAUAAGAUGUUCCAUCAUACGGCCAUUCUCAAACCAGACUCUGGGUGUCUGGACAACAUCAAGUCCUGGGUGAUCGGGGCCAUAGCUCUGCUGUGUCUGCUCGGUCUGACCUGGGCGUUCGGGCUAAUGUACAUCAACGAGAGCACCGUGAUCAUGGCCUACCUUUUCACCAUCUUCAACUCUCUGCAGGGCAUGUUUAUCUUCAUCUUCCACUGCAUACUGCAGAAAAAGGUGCGUAAAGAGUACGGCAAAUGUCUGCGCACCCACUGCUGCAGCGGCAAGAGCGUGGAGACUUCUAUAUCCUCCUCCAGUAAAACCACCACCUCGCGGACCCCGGGCCGCUACUCCACAGGCUCACAGGUGAGCUUACCUGCCUGCACACCUGGACGCUACAGCACAGCAGAUUCUCAGAGUCGUAUCAGGCGGAUGUGGAAUGACACUGUGAGGAAACAGGAGUCCUCCUUCAUCACUGGAGACAUCAACAGCUCUGCUACGCUCAACAGAGGAGCCAUGGCUAAUCAUCUUAUAACUAAUGCUCUCCUUCGUCCCCAUGGUACUAACAAUCCUUAUAACACGCUCCUGGGGGACUCGGCAGUCUAUAACAACCCAGCUGUGGGCAUGUACAACACCCAAGCACCAUACCGAGACACAAAGGGCAUCCUGAACAACGCAAGAGACUCCAGUGUUAUGGAUACACUCCCUCUUAAUGGUAACCAUGCCAACAACUACAGCAUGGCGAGCAGUGAGUACUUGAGCGACUGUGUCCAGAUCCUCGACCGUAGCGCCGGCUACGGCACCCACGGCAACCACAAGGAGACAACUCUAGAGAAGAAGAUCCUCAAGGAGCUGACGUCCAACUAUAUCCCAUCUUACCUCAACAAUCAUGAGAGAGCAACCACGGAGCGCAAUCACAACCUCAUGAACAAACUGGUGAACAGCAGCAUGGCCAAUGGAGGGAGCCUGGCAGGGGGCAGCAGCAGCAGCAGCAGCAGUGGAGUUGGUGGAUGUGUGGGAGGCAGUAAAGAGGACAAUGGCCCCAUGGUACUAGACAACUCUGUAGCCUUCCCCCAUGAGGAGAACCUGGGUUUGGAGAUUAUCAGAGAGGAGUCCAAUGCACCUCUCCUGCCGCCACGGCCUCCUCCGCCAGACAGCCACCCCCCGCCGCCGCCGCCACCUCACAGUUUCUCCCGGCCACGGCGCAUUCCUCAAGAGACCAGCGAGAGCUUUUUUCCCCUGCUGACAAACGAGCACACUGAUGAGCACACGCACUCACCAAACCACAGAGACUCACUCUACACCAGCAUGCCAGUGCUGACGGACCUCCCAGAUGGGCAGAUGAAUGGUUUAACAGACGGAGAGGAAGACAGCUCCGGGGAGCUACAGCCCUGUAAGAGUGCUACUGCUCCUGAACUGGAUGAUGUCUAUUAUAAGAGCAUGCCAAACUUGGGCUCCAGGAAUCACCUUCACGAGCUGCAGAGCUACUACCACAUGGGCCGUGGUGGCAGUGAUGGAUAUAUGGUCUCUGGGAGCAAGGAUGAGUCCGAUUCAUCACCCGAGGAGCCGCCUGUAGACCCUUCUCACCUGGUUACCAGUCUAUAGAGGCAGUCGAGACUUCUGUCCCUCCCCAGCCCACCUUUACACUUUCAACCUUUCAGUGAAAACAUUCUGUGUUGUUGACUGACAGACUGAGCUGGCCCGACCCUGGAUUGAGGUACUGUGUGUAACAUUAACGGCGGCCCAUGACAAUAUGAUUGAGACAUCACUGGCCAGUUAAAAGCAGGGAUUGAAUGUACUGUCAUAAAAGGUGCAGACUGAGAGGGCAGCUCUAAAAGACUUUUUGUGAACAUCAAGCCAGAAUGGAAUGUUUGAACUCAGAACAGAAAAGGAACGGGGAGGGAUUCUGUAAUUUUACCGUACCUGUUACUUUUAUUUGGAAUCUUCGGAUUGACCGUAGCCCUACAAGUUUACCAAUAUGGACCUCUAGCAGAUUAUAGCAUAUAGUCUCCACUACCACCACAACAGGGCCCAGGCCCCCAGCCCUGGGUGAAAAGAGCUGCCUGUCUGUUUGUCUGUAUGUCUGUCUGUCUGUCUAACUCUUAAAGACGCAUAUGUUGGAUGACGUUUCCACGACAAUAAAGGGUAGAGCAGGACGUCAGACUCUGGUGUUCACAGCAUAAACUGGCCCCAAAGAAGCACCGCUACCUGCCAAUCAAGUGAAGGAUGUAUGAUAUAUGCCCUCACUAACAAUCACCCAAAAAAAAGAAAAAAAAAAAAAAGAAAAGAAAAGAAAAAGAACCACUGAUAUUAUUUGGGCGGCUGAACUGUAACCAUAUCAAACUGAUGUUCGAAGUUCUCUUCCUGUUCGUAUCUGCUAAACUGGAGUUGUGUCUGGGCUGGUGUAACAUUCCUGCAAGUCGUAGUGACAGCGGCUACUGUGUAUUUCACUGAAAACAAAGAAGGAAGAUCAUAUUACAACAGACUGAAGUGAAAAAAAAAGUUCUGUUUCUUCUCCUUUCUUCUGUAAAAGUUUUCCGUUAUCAAAGGAUUAUGAAGAAAUCACAAACUGUUUCUAUGUAUUGUACAGAAUCCAGAUACAGAUACAAAUGUUGCAUAUGACCAAGUCUUUUAUUUUAUAAUCCUAAGUUGCAAACCUUUUGUGUGUGAAAACGUUCUGAAAUGCAAUGAUAUGUUCUGUUCACGAGAGGACUGCAGAACGAGCAAGAAACAAUCUUUCAUGUCACUCUCUCGUAAUGCAGAGGCGGUCAAGCACCCCUUAAUUAAUACGCAUAUACCCUACGCACACUUCAUCCUGGUCCUUUUUAUAGCAACACCACUGUCACGUACAUUUUGCAAAUUAGUUGUUACUAUAUACUUUGCCACUUGUGUAGAUUUAAACCAAGCAGGAAACUGAAGUAGUUAAGAGACGAAGGAAGCGAUUACUAUGGAAAUGCUACAUUUUAGACUUUUGAUGGAAGAGGAUCUCAUCUCAUUUUGACCCUGCGCGAGGGGCCUCGGUGUGAAAAAUUACAAAGACGCCAGAUUUAAGACGUAGCACAAAAAUAGUUUUUAAAAACAUAUCCUCUGCCAAAUAUUCUAGCAACUGAUAAUAACUUACAGUGCUGUUUGAGGUCUUAUUGUACAGAAAAAUGCUCAGAGAAUCUACUAUUUUACAAAGGGGUCAGUCUUACCAAUGAAAUAUCAUGGCUACACCAUAUUUGUGUACUGAAAAUGUGAAAAAUCUGCACACAAGAGCACUGUCCAAUGUGGGAAGCCAAUGUUUACUUAUUUAGCAGGAAAAUGAAUAAGUGUAUGAAGUGUAGCUUGCACAUGUAUUCCACAAACCCCGCCAUGUCCCCAAGAGAGAAAUUAUUUAUUUAUCAGUUUAUUGGUUUAAAUACAGCAAAACAAGCUCAGAGGAAAGAAAGCUGGCAGGAGUAAAUAAAGUGGCACUGGGUUUGUUUUUUUUAAUUUUUUUAAUUUUUGGGGUUUUUCAUUUCUUUUUUUAAAUUAUUAUGAUCUUGAUUAUUAUUACAAUAUUACUGCUAAUUAUUUAUUCUUUUUGUAUGGGUUCCACGUUGAAUGAUCUCAUAACUAAUAUUUGUUGUAACAGUGAAAGUUGUUUGCCAACAAAUAAAUUACUGACAUAGC
Molecule: messenger RNA, 7659 nt
Organism: Maylandia zebra (zebra mbuna)
Lineage: Eukaryota; Metazoa; Chordata; Actinopteri; Cichliformes; Cichlidae
Gene: adgrl3.1
Product: adhesion G protein-coupled receptor L3.1
Biological process (GO): adenylate cyclase-activating G protein-coupled receptor signaling pathway; cell surface receptor signaling pathway
Cellular component (GO): plasma membrane
Molecular function (GO): G protein-coupled receptor activity; carbohydrate binding
Source: RefSeq, a predicted model, not a curated record